AUGUUCCUGUGGAAUCCCGCCCAUCUUUGCCGACGCACCAUCGAAUGCAUCCAAUCACGAUGCAGUUCGGCUUUGACGGAAACUACUCAGUCCGUGACUGAAGGAAACUGCAAAGAGUCGUGGACACAGCACAGCAAAUCAGGCCUCAUCUCCCUUCUCACCGUUCCCGUCCUACUGCACUCUCUCCUGGCACAGUCCGCCCUCCCCCUCUGUCUCUCACUCUUUCCCCUCUUCUCACCUCGUUGUCUUUCCCCAUUGCUCUCGUAUUUGGCCAUCCAUUAUCCCAUCGCUCUCUCCGCAUCCCUCUCCUUCCCUUUCACAGUCUCUCCUCCUCUCUCUCUCCAACAAUCCAUUUGUCUCGCUGUCUCUCAACCCCUCUCCCCCCCUCGCCUACCCCAGCUGUCUCUUCUGCUGUCUCUUCACUCUCUGCGCGAACCUAUCUCCCGUUCUCUACCCUUAUCUCAUUCUGUCCUUGAUCAGCCUGUCCGACUCUCUCUCCCAGACGGACUGACCUCCACCUACUCAGAGCUGAACUUUCGGAGAGACGAACCGCUCACCGAUGCGGACGAGGAUCCUCCCAUUGCCUCGGGACCCAGAAUAGUGCCAACUGCUGCACAAACAGCUGCGCAUGACCGGGAAUCAAAAGUGAAGAUUGGAAAUAGACCAUACCGUCAGAUCUGCCUUCUCUGCCUAGUUCCGUCCGCCCUCAUCGUGAUAGUGGCCGGUCUGUCGAUCCAUGAGACAACGUGUCCCCAGAUCAAAACUGAAGACCGUUGUUAUUUCAUAUCCACGUUUGGAACAUCUUAUGAUGGAGCGAGGCACAAUUGUUCGGAACUUGAUUCAAGGCUCCUCGAAAUAAAUUCAAACAAGGAAAAGAAGUUUGUUUCCAACGCCGUCCAACGACACGUAACAUACUGGAUUGGAAAAUGCGCAGACAGGAAUGUGACCUCUGAUCUUCUGUACGAGUUAAACUAUGAAACGCCCAGCUGCAAUAAGUGCGGAUCGAGUUACCGUUACAGUUGCAAAGGUGUAAACUGAGAGAGUUGCUCGCUGGCGGAGAAAAUGAAGGAGCGGCGCAACGCGGAGCGGUGUUUUGCGGCCUCCAGGCAGCAGUCUGUGCUGCCCCCUCGUGUUCGCCCUGCAGAAGACAAGCUCUGUUAUGGUCGACUGCAGAUUUGCAUAAAUGUGUGUAUAUAUGUGA
Hypanus sabinus (Atlantic stingray) is the source of this 1201-nucleotide messenger RNA. RefSeq lists its product as uncharacterized. NCBI's taxonomy places the organism in Eukaryota, Metazoa, Chordata, Chondrichthyes, Myliobatiformes, Dasyatidae. The record is from RefSeq and is a predicted model, not a curated record. The transcript has 6 exons. Bases 1 to 1038 code for a protein of 345 amino acids.